Messenger RNA from Polypterus senegalus (gray bichir), 942 nucleotides. RefSeq names its product spermatogenesis associated 4 (gene spata4). Gene Ontology annotation, biological process: regulation of cytoskeleton organization. Lineage: Eukaryota; Metazoa; Chordata; Cladistia; Polypteriformes; Polypteridae. The record is from RefSeq and is a predicted model, not a curated record. The coding region runs from base 78 to 869 and encodes 263 amino acids. Gene Ontology annotation, cellular component: axoneme. The transcript has 6 exons. Gene Ontology annotation, molecular function: microtubule binding.
GUUACCGGGGCGACGUAAAUAAGCGGGCCCAGCGCGAAGACAAAUACGCCACCGCCAGCUCGCCAUCCUGUAGGACUAUGAGUGGCUUUUAUCCACAGCCCCCGAAAAAGACGGGGGUCCCUCGGGAAGUGCUCAAGUGGCUGCAAAGUCUCGAUUUGUCGUUCUUUCCUAAAAAUGUCCGCAGGGAUUUCUCCAAUGGAUACCUGGUAGCCGAGGUCUGUUCCUGGUACUUCCCGGAGGAGGUGCCCAUGCAUGCCUACGACAACAGAGCGUCACUGCCAACCAAACUGGGCAACUGGGCGCUGAUUGAGAAGGUCUUAUCCAAGAGGGGCAUUCAUCUCCCAAAGGAAGUCAUCGAGGGCACCAUCCACUGCAAACCAGGAGCUGCUGAACUGCUGGUGCAGGAGCUGUAUUGCCGGCUGACCAACAGAGAGAUUAAGGCGCUGCAGUACGAGGGCACGGACUUCACAGACCGACAGUACCAGGAGAAGCUGCCCAUGGUCGCCCGGUCAACGGCAUCCAAAGCCAUCAAGAACAACAUCACGCUGAGUGAGACGCUGCACGAGACCAACAUCGAGACGAACAAAAGCAAAGCGCAGGCCAUCAUUCACAUGCACCUGCAGCAGCGGCAGCUCGAGAGAGUCCAGGACCCGAAAAGGUUCAGCGUGAAGCCCACACUGGGUGAGCUGGCCAUUCGACUGCCACCCACUGUGCAGCAGGAGGUGACCACAGAGACCCGAGGUCAAGAGCCACCAAAAUCCCCCCAGCCAGAAAUCCGAAGCAGAAGUCACAUCCAGUUCAGGGAGAUCGACGUGAGGCAGACCAGUAAAAGGAGUCUGGUGUCGGCGUCCCCCAUCAGCGGAGACUAACGGCCCACCCAGGGGUCAAGGGAGUGGAAAGAAAUCACUAAAAGAUAAUAAAGUCUGUGCAGUUGGACAAGUG